AUGGCUCCCUUCAUCCCCAUUCCAUCAUCUCCCCGCCCCCUCCCCACUAUCCCCACCUCAAACUUCGGGGCGGGUCCCCUCCCCUCCCUCCCGUCCUGGGUCGUUGGCGCUGACCGCCCGCUUCCUCCUCCUCCUCUUCCUCCUCGCCGCACUCGCCAGAGCCGUCCCAUUCAACCUCCUCCUGUCCCGGCUCCCAGCCCCCGAGCAUCGACCAUUACCAGCACCCAGGUCUCUGAGGUCACCCCCUCUCCAUCCAAUAGGCGUGUCCCUCCUCCUCCUACUAUCCCUACUUUGCCCGGAGGCUGGCCUGCCCAGCCCAAGUCGCAGUCACCACCCAAGGUCGAACCCCAGCCCCAACCCACGAUCACGCCCCAGGCCGACCCCAAGCGCAAGUGGUUUGCCACCCAGAGUGACCGCCCGAUGCCUGGCUCCUACGACUUUAUUCGCAACGAGUGCCUCAAGGACAUGUUGGAGCACGCUCCCCUUCCCACCAUGAAGGCCGUUCUUGCCGAUAUCAACAGCAGGCCUGCUCCUAGCCGCCGCUAG
This is a messenger RNA of Apiotrichum porosum, 546 nucleotides long. RefSeq lists its product as uncharacterized. The record is from RefSeq and is a predicted model, not a curated record. The transcript has a single exon. Lineage: Eukaryota; Fungi; Basidiomycota; Tremellomycetes; Trichosporonales; Trichosporonaceae. The coding region runs from base 1 to 546 and encodes 181 amino acids.